AUGAGCUCACUAAACUACUCGCCCCUUGCUAAAGAAGAGGAGGUCUAUUGGACGGAGAAAGAAUCUCUGGGAAUGAACAUUGUCGUCAAAGAAGAAGAAGAAGAGGAUUUUUCUGACAAGGUUGCCAGUCUGGCAUCCUCAACCAUAGUGCCGUUUAGGCACACGCCCCCUAUCAGAGGAGGUCGGUAUGUGUCUGCUGGUGAAUCACCCAAGCCACACAGGAAAACCUCAUGUUCGGUUAAGUUCCGAGUUGAACUCACCUUGUCAUUUGUCACCAAUGGCGAACUCAUGACCAAGUUCACCGGGUUUGUGGCAGAUGCUGACGUCGAACCCACGCCGUUGCGCAAUCUGAAAAACCAUGAGAAAAUACACACAGGGGAGAAGCCUUACCACUGCUCCCAGUGUGGAAAGGGUUUCAGGCAUCCGGCGAAGCUGAAACGGCAUGAAAGAAUACACACAGGGGAGAAGCCUUACCACUGCUCCCAGUGCGGAAAGAGUUUUAACCGUUUAGGGAACCUGAAAAAACAUGAAAGAAUACACACAGGGGAGAAGCCUUACCACUGCUCCCAGUGUGGAAAGUGUUUCAACUGGCCUGCGGAUCUGAAACGGCAUGAGAGAAUACACACAGGGGAGAAGCCUUACCACUGCUCCCAGUGUGGAAAGAUUUUUAAUCAGUCAGGAAGCCUGAAAGCUCAUGAGCGAAUACACACAGGGGAGAAGCCUUACCACUGCUCCCAUUGUGCAAAGCGUUUUAUCCAAUUAGGAAGCCUGAAAGAACACAUGAGAGUGCACACAGGGGAGAAGCCUUACCACUGCUCCCAGUGUGCCAAGCGUUUUACCCAUUUAGGAAACCUGAAAGAACACAAGAGACUGCACACAGGGGAGAAGCCUUACCACUGCUCCCGGUGUUCAAAGCGUUUUACCCAUUUAGGAAACCUGAAAGCUCAUGAGCGAAUACACACAGGGGAGAAGCCUUACCAUUGUUCCCACUGUGGAAAGCGUUUUAACUAUUCAGGAAAGCUGAAAGAACACAUGAGACUGCACACAGGGGAGAAGCCUUACAAAUGCUCAGACUGUGGGAAGACAUAUUACUCAUCACAGUCACUUAAACAUCAUGUGCGAAUCCACACAGGAGAGAAUAAUUACUUCUCCUAGUGUGUAAAUUUAUAUUUCACAUCACAUUAACUUAAAAUUCAUCAGAGAACAUACACAGUGCUCCCACUGUCUUAUAUUGUUGUCUUAUAUUGUU
Molecule: messenger RNA, 1249 nt
Organism: Salvelinus namaycush (lake trout)
Lineage: Eukaryota; Metazoa; Chordata; Actinopteri; Salmoniformes; Salmonidae
Product: zinc finger protein 239-like
Exons: 4
Coding region: 1-1155 (384 amino acids)
Biological process (GO): regulation of cytokine production; negative regulation of transcription by RNA polymerase II; regulation of immune system process
Source: RefSeq, a predicted model, not a curated record